Messenger RNA from Fulvia fulva, 294 nucleotides. RefSeq lists its product as uncharacterized. The coding region runs from base 1 to 294 and encodes 97 amino acids. The record is from RefSeq and is a predicted model, not a curated record. NCBI's taxonomy places the organism in Eukaryota, Fungi, Ascomycota, Dothideomycetes, Mycosphaerellales, Mycosphaerellaceae. The transcript has a single exon.
AUGCUACUCGCGGGCCUCUUGAUCGCAAUUAUUCACGGCGCCCUAUUCGCGAUACUCGAGUGGGGAACGUACACGAAGCCAGGAAUGCCGGUCCAUCACGAGGUGCAGGACGUGGAGGUCACGAAUGGAGAUGCAGGCAAAAAGGAUGCGAUCGAGAAGAUGGAGGAGAGGUGUUAUGAGGGCAAGAAGGAGGCUGCGAUGCUCGAGCAAAAGCUCGAUAGGGUGAAAGAGAGAUUAAGGCAGGUGGAGGCGAUGGCGGAGGGCAGGAUUGAGGGAGUGGCGGAGUCGGUAUAG